Molecule: messenger RNA, 219 nt
Organism: Anisakis simplex (herring worm)
Lineage: Eukaryota; Metazoa; Nematoda; Chromadorea; Rhabditida; Anisakidae
Source: the annotation of a GenBank genome assembly
AUGCUCGUUUUUGUGAAGAAUGAGCACGGUGAAACGUUGUCAAUUGAUGUGCAAGCAAAAGACGAUGUUCGAGCGUUAUGGAACGAAAUCCAAGCGGAAGUCAAGGACCGCGAUUUGUCAAACGCUAGACUUCUAUUUAAUGGCGUCGAGUUGGAGGAUAGCAAACCAUUGAAGCAUUAUCAAAUCGAAGAGGCGUCUGUGAUACAUCUUGAGGGAUAG